Molecule: messenger RNA, 4198 nt
Organism: Microtus ochrogaster (prairie vole)
Lineage: Eukaryota; Metazoa; Chordata; Mammalia; Rodentia; Cricetidae
Gene: Ppp1r3a
Product: protein phosphatase 1 regulatory subunit 3A
Biological process (GO): regulation of glycogen biosynthetic process
Cellular component (GO): protein phosphatase type 1 complex
Molecular function (GO): glycogen binding; protein phosphatase 1 binding
Source: RefSeq, a predicted model, not a curated record
AGACAGCCCAAUGGAGCCCACUGAAGAACCUUGUCAGAUUCGCAAAGAUAAGUUUUUAGACGUUCCUAACUUGUCAGAUUCUGUGUGUGAAGAUGAAGAAGUUAAAGCGACCUUCAAGCCUAGCUACUCCCCUCAGCCAAGCAGACGAGGGUCGGGAUCUUCUGAAGACACAUACCUGGACACCCCAACUUCAGCGUCCAGGAGGGUUUCCUUUGCUGACAGUCUUGGAUUCAGUCUUGUGUCCGUUAAAGAAUUUGAUUGCUGGGAUUUACCAAGUUCAACCGAUUUUGACUUAAGUAGAAACAUCUUCCACACAGAAGAAUAUGUUUUGUCUCCACUGUUUGAACUGCCCUCAUCUAAAGAAGAGCUUAUGGAACAGCUUCAAGUCCAGAAAGCAGUGCUGGAGUCUACUGAACACCUUCCCGGGUCGACAAGUGUGAAGGGCAUUAUUCGAGUUCUGAACAUUUCUUUUCAGAAGUUAGUAUAUGUGCGCAUGUCCUUGGAUGACUGGCAGUCGCAUUAUGACAUUUUAGCAGAAUAUGUUCCUAAUUCAUGUGAUGGUGAAACUGACCAGUUUUCUUUUAAGAUUUCAUUGGUUCCUCCGUAUCAAAAAGAUGGCAGUAAAGUUGAGUUUUGUAUACGCUAUGAAACUUCUGUUGGUACCUUUUGGUCAAAUAAUAAUGGCACCAAUUAUGUACUGGUUUGUCAAAAGAAAAGGAAAGAGCCGGAGCCCGUAAAACCAUUGGAAGAAGCUUCGAGUAGACAAAUAAAAGGCUGUUUAAAGGUAAAAUCAAGCAGUAAAGAAGAAUCACUGCUAACAUCUGAAGAAAAUAAGCUUGAGAAUUUGAAGUUCACAGAUGCCUACAUCCCAACCAUCAUUUGUUCUCUUGAGGACAAGGAUGACUUGGGAGCCAGUCAUCAAAAUGUAGAAGGUAUCAACAGGGAGCAUGAUGAACGUAGUGAAAAAGAAAUAGACUUGAUGUUAAACCAACGGCUGAUAUCUUCCCGGGAUGAAAAGAAGACCUUUUCAACAGAUCAAAUCAAUUUCACAUAUAGAGCUGAGGGGUCCGAGGAGAAGCAAGGUUACCAUGGAAUUCCUACUGACUUGUUCAGAAGGCCUUUGUCUCCAAGUUUACCAGAAGAAAUCCCCUUAAAGAAAGAUUUCUAUCACAGCAAAAACUAUUGCCCAGGAAAUGAAUAUGGUCAUACACCUUCAGAGGAGAUUCCUUCACAUGUGGGAGAAACUGGGCCAGCACUGGGAGAUGCUAGCUCUGAUGAAUUAACUCAACUGAACCUCUGCACCAAGGAAGUCCUCGAUGACAAUGCCAACCCAGCCCACGGGUCUGACAAAAUGCAAACAGUAUACUCCUCCUAUGACCAGCUAAUGGCAGGCAGUCUUCAAAAGAAUGAAGCAGGAGUCAAGAAAACUGGAAUAAAAGAUUACAAAUAUUCAAGAAGUGAUUUCUACUUGGAGGCAUCCACAAGUCUGGAAGAAUCAAAUGCAUCUUCAAAAGAUGCUUACACCGAGGACAGUGUUGCAGAGGAGCAGAACACAUGCUUAGGUGUUGAUGAAAAUCAAAGCCCGAAUUUUCAAUCAAUAUUCCAGAACCAAGAUAGACAAAUGGGGCAUCCCAAAAUACACAUUGAAGGGACUAAAGAGAAUAACAAAGAAUUAACCACUCUGCUAAGCAAAGACACUACAACCACUCCCUGGACAGUGCCAGUAGAUCCCUGUCCUUCGACAAAGAGAAAAGUGAAUUGGAGAGAAGCUGGCAACAGUACCAAUUUGGAACCAAGAGCUUCUCAUCUUGGUUCACCAAGAAAUGGCAAUGUUCUGACGGAUGAUUAUCUUUUUCAAGGUGAGAGGGGAAAAUCAGAUGCUAGUAGUCAGGAAGAUCAGCAUAUGAAUACCCAGCAUGAAAAAAAUUGGAAUGUUCUGGAAAGUCAGCCAGAAACAAGAGGGAUUGAAACAAAUAUAACCAAGCAGAUCAAAGAACAAGCAGAGUGUGAAGACGGGUGGGAAAAAAGAGACGACAUGAGAGGUCUGAAAGCUCCCCCUGCAGAACAAUUGUUUACCUGCCAAGAGACAGAGGGCUAUGAACUGUCUUCUCCAGCUCAUCAUGGUAUCACUGAGAAAGCAGAAGCACUUACAGCUUAUAUAAUUAAGACAACAUUAGAAAGUACUCCAGAAAGCAUGUCUGCUAGAGGAAAGGCAAUAAUUGCUAAGCUACCUCAAGAGACAGCACGAAGUGACAGGCCCAUCGAGGUAAAAGAAACAGCGUUUGAUCCACAUGAAGGCAGAGGGGAUGAUUCGCAUUAUACACUUUGUCAUGGAGAUACAGCAGGUGUAAUCCAUGUCAAUGAUUUUGAAAAGGAAUCCCAUUCAGCUAUUUGUAAUGUAUAUGUAGAUGAAAUGGAGAAGGAGGCAACCAUAUCACCACGCAAUCCUAGGAAGACACUUGACAAGGAACAACGUGGAAUUGGAAUUGUAACAUCUACAGACGAACCUUCACAGGUCAUUACAGGCAAUCAAAAAGCUACGUCAAACCUGGAUUUACAUUUGGGAGUGUUACCAACAGACAAAGCAAUAUUCCCGGAAAAUAAAGGUCUUGGGCUGCUUCAAGAAUCAUCAUGGAGAACAGACUUCGAUGCUGUUCAUUCUGCGUUUAUUUCAGACAGUGUCAGCCCUUCUCAGAGCAGCCCUCAAGUUUACAAAUGCCAGUCAAAAACUUCAGAACCCUCUUCCGGAUGGCCAGUUACAGAAGAGAAAGCAGUUACAAGCACAAUACUCCAGUCUUUUCCUACCAAAUCAGAAUAUACUUGCCAUCCAGAAAGUGAGAUCCUGGGCCAUGCCAUGUCUAAAUCUGAUGAUGUUUCCAAUAGUUUGGAAAUAAUGGAAUCAGGUAGUGGAAGAGAAAGACAUGUAGGUCGGAUUGUCCAACAAAAAGAAGGUAAAAGCUCAGAAAAAUCCCAAGGUCCAAUGAUUUUAAUCAGUGAACCUCUUGAGAAUCUGGAGAAGGCAAGGUCUGACAUUGAAGAAGUAAGGUGUUUUGAAAAGUCACAAAGCCAUUCAGAGGACAAAGGGUCAGAGAGCCCUGCUUCUGCUACUCUUUCUGACCAGAAUGUCCAAGCUCAGGUUACAGAGUCUCUGCUCUCCGCAUACAUCAACUCUAAAAUACCUUAUUUCCUUUUGUUUCUGAUAUUUCUAGUGACUAUCUACUACUAUGACUUAAUGAUUGGCUUGGCGUUCUACAUUUUUUCCUUGUACUGGUUAUACUGGGAAGGGGGAAGGCAAAGAGAGUCAGUCAAAAAGAAGUGAGGUUGACACAAUGACUGUUCUCUCUUGAAUGAUAAGCUAUUCUCUUGAAUGAUAAGCUAUUUAGUCCCAAACAUUUGGGUUGGUGAGAGAGACUAUUCAUUGUGCAAAGAGUCAGCGCAGUUUUUCUCAUGAAGGAACAUUUAAAAAGGAAUGCGUAUGAAGUUAGCUCCUUCAUAUAAGUAAUUAUUCUAUAUAGGACCAUUAUGCUUGGAUCAUUAAACACCUAUAUGAAUAUGAGGUCUGAAGCACGUCAAGUUGAAAUUAGGUACAGCUGUUGUUCCUUAGCAGGCUGUGAAGUCGUAAUGCUUCCUAUCUCUUCGCUGCUUAAAGUGCUAUUUCUUGGAAUCAUUUCUUUCACAGUAAAGCUUUGGAUAUUUUUUUUCCCUCAAAGCACUUUCUUUCCCCCUAUGGUUUUUAAAAAUAGAUAAAACACAGACAAUAGCAGAGAAAUUUUUUUUCUUUUAGCCCUUAGAAGUAGCGAUAAAAUUUUCAUUUAGCAGCGUGUCAUUUAUCAGCACAUAUUUAUAGAUCAAAUACUGAAAUUUCUAUUUUCUACCUUCAAGAACAUGCCCAUGUGUGUUACAAUAAAAAAAAACCUUAAGAUGGAAACAUGUAUUAUGCACACUCACUUUAUACUUCAUAUGCAUAGCCUUGUAUCUUUUUACACCUACAAUGGCACGGUGUUUAUGAAACGAAUUUGAUUAAUACUUCUGUAUCAAAUUGAAAAUUUUCAUGCAACUCUACAAAUUUUAUGGAUAGCCCAUUUUAAGCACCAUUUUUCAAUUGGAAGGGUAGACGAUGACAGAGUUAACAGUUUUAGUUUUAAGUAGUGUCCAGAUAUGAAAACUAAAACCUGUAAGCGUCAUGUUUGGACUAUGC